AGCUGUACUUAGAGCAAGCAGAGCACAUUGGCAGUGAUAUGAGAUAAAAGUUUCAGUGGACAAAUAAAGUGAAAGAAAUGAAAAAAAGGAAAACAAAAAGUGCUUUAAACUGUAAUACAAUACAGUUGUACAAUACAACUAAAGAUGAAUUUGUGAAAUCGAGCAUGAUUAAGUGGGCACAAGGUGUGGGUCACAAUAUUGAUUAUGAAUUAUGGGGAAAGUUGUGGAAAAUAAAUAUGAAAUUCACGACAUGUUAUGCGAUAAAAGAAAAUAUGAUGAAAAUGACCCACAGGUGGUAUUUAACACCCACCAGAUUGACGAAAAUGUCUAAAAAAAGAAAAAGGUAUAUGUUGGAAGUGUAAUGAAAAUGAGGGGGUUUUUCCGCAUGUGGUGGUCCUGUAAAGUAAUUAAGGAAUAUUGAGAAACUAUAUAUAAUGAAUUUUUUAAAAAAUAAUUAAGAAAACUUUCCCCACCUGUGAUGUCCCAAAAAAACAAAAGAGUUUAUUACUAUAUGCCACUGCCGCAGCUACCGGUAGAACCUUAUCGGCACAAGGGUAGAGAACAAGUAUAGUACCCACUAUCCAUUCUGAAGGAAACCAGCCCUGAGUGCUCACUGGAAGGACAGAUCCUGAAGCUGAGGCUCCAAUACUUUGGCCACCUCAUGAGAAAAGAAGACUCCCUGGAAAAGACCCUGAUGUUGGGAAAGAUGGAGGGCACAAGGAGAAGGGGACGACAGAGGACAAGAUGGUUGGACAGUGUUCUCGAAGGCACCAACAUGAGUCUGACUAAACUGCGGGAGGCAGUGGAAGACAGGAGUGCCUGGCGUACUCUGGUCCAUGGGGUCACGAAGAGUCGGACAUGACUAAACGACUAAACAACAACAAGGAAGAACGACACUGUAAAAUGUUUCAAUAUGCCGAACUGGCUGCUCUGACGAACAGGAUAAGAGAAAAUAAAGAUAAGUAAUACAGGGAGGAAUGGAUAAUGUUUAUUGAAUAGUUUAAGAACCAGUAUAAACAAAUACAUAGCUUAGCAGAUCUUGAGUACAGUGGUACCUCGGUUUACAAACACAAUUGGUUCCGGAAGUCUGUACUUAACCUGAAGUGUACUUAACCUGAAGCGAACUUUCCCAUUGAAAGUAAUGGAAAGUGGAUUAAUCCGUUCCAGACGGUCCGUGGAGUACUUAAACUGAAGCGUACUUAACCUGAAGUGAACUUUCCCAUUGAAAGUAAUGGAAAGUGGAUUAAUCCGUUCCAGACGGGUCCGCGGAGUACUUAAACUGAAAAUACUCAAACCGAGGCGUACUUAAACCGAGGUAUGACUGUAAAUCUAGCAGAGUUGAAAUAGAGUUUUUAAUAGAUAACAAAUUGGAUGAUUAAAAAGAUGUGGAUUACACAGAGUAGUAGAAAAGCAAAGGAACCAGGAUAAGGGUGGAAGGGAAGUCAUAUGGUAUAUGUAUACAUGCUGUAAUUGGUACAAAGUUGUAAGUGGGACUGGGAAAGGGGAGAGAGGGGGAAGGGGAUAAGUAUGCUCCCUGUUCCUGUUUUUGAAAAUGCAAAUGAAAUAAUAAAUGGGGGGAGGGGACUGUAAUACAAUGCGAUAUUUAGGUAUAUAAAUAAUGCUAUUAUUCCGACGAGUAUACAUAUAAUUAUUAAGUCAUUAUAAUUUUUACAAGUGUGUUCCAAGUGUCAUCAUAUUUAUCCAUACACUUUUAUAACUCCCCCUGCUACCUUCUUCUGAAUUGUAGGGAGAUGCCCAGGCAGUGGGACAUCUCUGCAGCAUGCUGAGGAGACGUAACCUUCUCACUACACUUCUGAUUGCUUUGCCAUGGGGUCUUCUUCUUACAUUGUGGCAUCAGUACCCUACUACCCGCUACCUCAGCCUUCUGAGAACACAUCGCUCGCAAGGGAGGAUGGACUUUCAUCAGCUCAGCAGCCAGCUGUUGGGGCAGCUCCAAAAUUAAUCUGGAGCUAUGUGUACUCCAGGCCUCUCCCAUGGUCAGAGGCUCUGCCUGCCAUCUUUGUGAUCACCCCGACCUACAGCCGGCCAGUGCAGAAGGCUGAGCUGACCCGUGUGGCCAAUACUUUCCUCCACGUGCAGAACCUCCACUGGCUGGUGGUGGAAGACUCUCCCAGAAGGACCAACCUAGUAUCCAAUCUGCUGGAGAAGACAAGGAUCAAUUUUACACACCUGAAUGUUGAGACUCCCAAGAGUCUGAAGAACACUUUAGGGCUCCCAUCUCACAAACCGAGGGGCACGUUGCAGAGGAAUCUUGGACUGCAUUGGUUGAGGGAGAAAUUUGGCACCACACCGCCACCAGAGGGUGUGGUCUACUUUGCUGAUGACGACAACACCUAUAGCCUAGAGCUCUUUGAGGAGGCAUCACAAUUUUGUUUUCUUUCUGACAAGCAGAUGCGCUACACAAAGAGGGUGUCCGUCUGGCCAGUUGCCUUUGCCGGGGGCCUGAGGUAUGAGUCCCUAAAGGUGAGCUCAGCAGGCAAAGUGGUGGGCUGGAAGGUCGCGUACGACCUUAACCGGCCUUUUGCCAUCGACAUGGCUGGCUUUGCCAGCAGCCUCAGGCUGAUUCUGGAGAAGCCUCAGGCCACUUUCAAGCUGGACGUGAAAGAAGGUUACCAAGAAACUAGCCUGCUGAAGGAUCUGGUUACAAUGGAUGAACUGGAGCCCAGAGCUGCCAACUGCACAAAGGUCUUGGUCUGGCACACGAGGACAGAAAGGCCACGACUGGGUAAUGAAGGCGAAUACGGAUUCACAGAUCCAAAUAUGGAGGUGUAAUCGGGAAAUCAAUAAGAAACCAAGAAGAGACAAUGCAAUGCAUUUUAAGUUAUUAAAUGGUAUGGUGUAUUUUUGUUGUUGCUGAUUCUCUAAUCUAGUUCAAGACAGAUUCAAAGAGAAAUUAUAUUUCAAGAAUAAAUUUGGGGGAGGGAUGCUGAUACCUCCUUCAGAUAUCCACAAUCCUUUGCACAAACUUAAUUUCAAGCUCUGUUGAAGAUUGUAUUUAGCCGCGCGUUUAGGAAAAAAAUGCACUGGUUUAAUUUCUGAUACAGAUGCGUGAAAAUGAGAAAGACGGACCUUUGGCUGUGAAGAUAGCUUCAUGCAUGGUGCUUAGAUAGUCAGUUUAACAUUGUCAUCCCCCCCCCUGCACUACAGCUAAGCUCAGAUGAUACUCAGAAUAGCUACCGUACCCUUGGCAUGCUUCAAUGGAGACAGUUGUAGCUUUUAAAAAGCUAUCAAGUCAACUCUUAGUUCAAGAAGACCAAUAAAUAAAUAAAUCUGCAUUUAGAAAGGAAACCUGUGACCUUGAUAAGAACUUCAGUUCGGAUUGAGAAAACUAUGCCUGUUUAAUUGGGAUUUGAAAGGAUGGGAAGGAUGAAAACAAUGCAGUCUAAAAAGGAACUUAACAGUGAAACCUAUGCACCUUUACCCGGAAAUUUAAUAAGCAUGCACAGGGUUGCAGCCUAUUUAAUAUAUAGUACCACUUUAGAUCUGGAGGGACGUGCUUUAAAUAGAGGAUGGACUAUUGUCUUAACUCCACAACAACUUAAUACAAACAAGAGUAUAUCCUCUUCAUUUUAUUAGCAUCAUCACUUUUAGGGACUCUGGAGCCACGCCCUUUUAAUCAAAGUCAGCUUUUAUUCCACCACCACUACUGUCUAGCUAUUCAAAGCCCUAUUCAGACAUUCAAAAGAAUACCACCCCAUUUUUGUGCAGUUUUGUGAUUUCUCCCAUCCCCCACUGGGUUUACGGAACUGAAGUCAGUGGGAUUCUAGGCAAAAUGUUUGUUUAUCAAAGUAUUUAGAACCCGAUACCAGUGCAGUUUACAAAUGUAUAACACAGUACCUCUCCACACACUUACAGUUUAAGAAGACCUGGAAAAUAAAGGGAAAGGUCUUGAGUACAUGGAAUAAUCUGAGACUCAAAUGUUCAUACUAAUGAAACCAGUAUAGAACUAUUAUGAAGGCUGACUGGGAACCUGACUAUAAUGACUAUGACUAGACAAGCUUACAAGGUGAUGGUAGAAGAGGUCCAGACUGGAUCUGACUGUGGUAGUUUGGCAUGUUUACAUCCAGAACAUCCACAAUUAAUUAGAAAGGGGUGAGCCGGCUGAAGAUUCACUUCAGCAAGUGGAAGGAAUUUCACAGACGUGAACAACUUAGAUCUUAUGAUCCUAAUCAGGGGACUCAGCUAGACUGGUGUAGAAUAAGCGAUUUAUAUGUGUUGUAUGUGCAAAGUGGAUGGCGCUGUGGUCUAAACCACUGAGCCUAGGGCUUGCCGAUCGGAAGGUUGGCAGUUCAAAUCCCUGCAACGGGGUGAACUUCCAUUGCUCACCCCCAGCUCCUGCCAACCUAGCAAUUCAAAAGCACGUUGAAGUGCAAGCAGAUAAAUAGGUACCGUUCCGGCAGGAAGGUAAACGGCAUUUCCAUGUGCUGCUCUGGUUUCGCCAGAAGCGGCAUAGUCAUGGUGGUCACAUGACCCGGAAAAACUGUCUGCGGACAAAUGUCGGCUCCCUCAGCCAGUAAAGCGAGAUGAGCACUGCAACCCUAGAAUCGUUCGCGACUGGACUUAACUGUCUAAACCUUUAUGUGCAAUAUAACAGUGUGCCACCAGAUGGCGCUGUGAGGUACCAUUUUUUCUGUACCUGUUUUCCCUGUUUAAAUUUACAACGCAUUUAACUGAAACACUUCUUUGAUGUGUCUAGUUCCAGCACAGUACUUAUUUAUUAUUACUAUUUGUUAGGGCUGCCAUACGCCCUAACAAAGAAAGAAAUGAAACUGGUUCCAGGAAGCAGUGUCUGCAGUGAUGCUGCUGAUAAACAGCAAGCAAUAGGAAAAAGGAAGCAAACCAUGGAGAUGCUGACAGCAUGUUUUGAGGCUUCGCCAGGUCUGUUCAACCUUCUGCAGCUGCUCCUGCCGUCACCCACUGUUGUAUCUGGAGCUUUAAUCCUAGAAUAAUAGGCAAGUAGGGCUUUAUAAUGUAGUAUUCUGAUUGGCCGUGGGAGCCGUCCAAUCCGGCUCCAUAAGGGAAGUUUGAACCAGCCUAUCAGGUGUGACCUGGGGUGUGAACAAAGGAUAUAUAGCCAGGCAAGCACUGGCAGACACACCCGAUGACUGACUGUUUUUAUUACAAACUGAAAUAAACUCCACAAAACUGAAGGAUCUCUCAGAGUAUAUACUUCACUGGCAACACGGAUGGGAUUCCACUGAGCUGACCACAGUGCACCACACCACAGUUGACUGCUGCCCACAUCGCCUCAGUGCGCCGUGUAUCCAGGCUUCAGCUCUGGGACCCAAGGAGCCCAGAUGUCCACCAACUGCAGCUUCACGCUGUUCAGCCCAGCUUCAGGAGACUGGGAUGGGUACACUAACCGGUUCCAGUUUCUCCUAGAAGCAAAGGAUAUCACUGACGCUGCCAAGAAGAGGGUGACCUUCUUUAGCAUCUGUGGAGAGGAAACGUUUCAGAUCACACAGGUGCUCCUUGCGCCCCAAGAGGUUGUCACCGUUCCUUAUGAUACAAUCAUGGAAUGGCUGAAGGGGCACUUCUCGCCACAGCCCUUGGGGGUAGCUUGCUGCAGCACCUUCUAUUACAAGUGGCAGGCCCCUGGGGAAACCAUAACCGGGUAUGUGACCUCCCUCGGUCAUGCCGCCCGGCUCUGUAAUUUUAUAGAGUUUGGGAACAUGCUCAUGGGUGGCCCGAGGGACAAGAAGUUGCAGCAGUGCCUCUAUGCCAAGAAGGGCCUAACGUUCCAGCUUGCUCUGGAGGAAACCCUGGAAACCGAAGCAGCAGAGAGGUCUGUGCAAAGCUCCCAAGCGAGCCUAUCGUUCCAACCAAGGGCCUACUGCGAGGACCUCACAGACAGCUCAGAAUCCAACUUGGAAGAUGUACACCGAGUGCAGCGGCAAAAACAAGCAGUGCAUUUGCCACAAAUGCCUCGGCCACCGGUAGCAAUGGGAACUUAGAGGGGAGGAGUGUUGUCUGGAGCUUUAAUCCUAGAAUAAUAGGCAGGUAGGACUUCAGAAUGUAGUAAACUGAUUGGCCAUGGGAGCUGUCCAAUCCAGCUCCAGAAGGAAAGUUUGAACCAGCCUAUCAGGUGUGACCUGGGGUGUGAACAAAGGAUAUAUAUAGCCUGGGGUAUGGGAGGGGCUGACAAAGUAAGCCCUGAGAGACACACCCGAUGACUGACUGUUUUUAUUACAAACUGAAAUAAACUCCACAAAACUGAAGGUUCUCUCAGAGUAUAUUUCACCUACCCAGCUGCCCACCUUCCAAUUUACAUGUUUUGUACCCCCAGGCCCCCACACACCCACAAAAGGUAUUAAAAAUGGUGUCACACAGAAGCAAAGGAAUCCGAACAUUCCCACUUCACCUGACAAAAACAAAAACACCCCACCUCUGUUCACCCGCCGCUCUGAAGGCCUCAAACACACAUACGCACACCAACGUCUGAUGCUUUGGACAUGAUUCCCCAAAAUCAUGCAACAUCAACCAACCGCACAGGCUUCCUAGCUUCAAGGGUAACAUUUUGUCCAUUUGACAACCCUGUUUUUAUAUUGGCAUAGCAUUUGGGAGAGCCUUAAUGGAUAUUAAUUACCUUUAACGAAGGUUGGGUUUCUCUGAAAACCAAAAUAGGAUCAAAACAUUUUUGUGUGCGUUCACAUUGGAGUAAUUGGGGCAUUUGCUUUGGGCCAUGUUUGUUUGUUUGUUCAGCCUCCAAUCUUUCUAUUUACAUGGGCUAAGAUGGAAACCAUCUGAGUCUGUCUCUUCUUGGCUGACAGUUCCUGGGGACCAAUAAAAAGGGGGUUAUUGCUUGCAACAAAUGUUCCCGUUUGCUUCAAUGUUUGAUUAAGCACUCUGAAGCUAGGUUGUUCUGUGUAGAAGAGCACCUUGAGAAUUGUGUGCUAUCCACCUGUCUAGACUGCCGAUUAUGGCUAUCUAGAAAUGGCCAUGUUUUAUUAAAAAGUUAGUUAUGAGGAUUCAUGCAGGUUCUUCACGAUUCUUCAUUACACAAGUUUCUUGGUUUUGAGGUGCACCCAUCAAAGAACAGCAGGGGAUUUAUGACCAAGAGUCAAAUUAGCAGUGAAGCUGUCUGGGGCUGCAAGUUUGUGCCCUCACUCUACUUUUACUUUAAAAAUAAAAGCAUCCACCUCUUAUGGAUGAAAAGAAGUACUUAAAAAUUGGUGGUGUCAGUGGUGUCGCGGCGGCGGCGGCGGCGGCGUGCCCCAGAUGCCAUGUCUGGGGGCGGGGUGACAAGAAGGCACACUGCGGGGGCUCACAACAGCAUGAACAGCCACCGCGCCACCGCAACCGCACGUGGAUCCUCCAUUCGCAGUUGCAGCCAUUCGCAGAGGAGCCCAGUGCCAGAGGCAAACCGCUAUGUGCAGCGCAUGUGCAGUAUGUAGUGACACCGCACAUGCACUGUACAUAGCGGUUUGCCGCCGGCGUCACUCGAGCUCUGUACGGA
Molecule: messenger RNA, 7477 nt
Organism: Zootoca vivipara (common lizard)
Lineage: Eukaryota; Metazoa; Chordata; Lepidosauria; Squamata; Lacertidae
Source: RefSeq, a predicted model, not a curated record